Messenger RNA from Amorphotheca resinae ATCC 22711, 2133 nucleotides. RefSeq lists its product as hypothetical. The coding region runs from base 39 to 1859 and encodes 606 amino acids. The record is from RefSeq and is a predicted model, not a curated record. Gene Ontology annotation, cellular component: Golgi apparatus. NCBI's taxonomy places the organism in Eukaryota, Fungi, Ascomycota, Leotiomycetes, Helotiales, Amorphothecaceae. Gene Ontology annotation, biological process: Golgi organization; endoplasmic reticulum to Golgi vesicle-mediated transport. The transcript is spliced from 4 exons. Gene Ontology annotation, molecular function: small GTPase binding.
ACUGUGCGCAUCACUGUAUUACCUCCACGUAAUUAAAGAUGUCGGCAGUCGCCCCUCCAGAUCCCUCUCAGACUGCGUCAACAGCUCCCAAGAAGAAGAACAACAAGAAGAAGAAGAGCGCAAAGGGGAAGGGCAAUGGCGAUACUGUCACAGCCCAGGAAGUGCUGGAUUCACCCGUAGAAAACAAAGAAGGUGGACACGAUGGGGAGGAUUCAGAAUCUGUUGUGAGCACUCCAAAGGACGCUCAUUUUCCAGAGACAACGAAAUCACAGGCGAACGGACACAAUUACGACGAGACGACAAAUGGUGAUGCUAUCGAGCCAAGUUCGCGACAUUCCACAACUAAUCAAUUGAGAGAGCAAGAUACGGACAGAUCAGAUGAUAGUGUAGAAAACAAAGCCCCAGGAACUGUCGAUGCCAGUAGUCGUUUUGAGGCAAUGUCGCAAGAGCGGGAAGCACUUCGGGCAGAGGUCGAGCAAUUACGAAAAUCUCUGGAAGACAUCCAGGGAAGACACAAUGACGAAAUCUCCACAAUCAAGAAUCAGCAUUCACAAGAAUUGGCAACGAUCCAAGAAAAUCACAUGAAAGAAGUUGCGACCGUCAAGAGCCAACAUGAAGAAGAGAUAUCAACAGUCCGGGCAGAGCUAGAAGAAAGUCAGUCUGCGACUGAACAAGCCGAGACACAAUACCAGCAUCUCCUGGACCGUGUAAACACUAUCAAAGCGAGCUUAGGUGAACGCUUAAAAGCGGACAAAGAAGAACUAUCGGAGACCAAGGAUCGGAUUGAUGAACUCGAGACUCUGAAUGAAGCCCUUCAAAAACAAAUACAAGGCCUAGAGGAAGAAGUUAAGCAAUCAAAAGAAGAAUUAAACGAGUCUUCCAAGGAAUUAUCAAGUCUUCGGAAUCGGUACAAUCUCUCCCAACAAAACUGGGUUCAUGAGCGGGAUGACUUGCUUCAACAGGCUAGGCAGUUCAGGGAUGAAGCUGAUGCGGCUAGGGAUGCCAUGGGAGACUGGGAGGUAUUGGCCAUGGAAGAGAAGAGGAUGCGAGAGGGCUUGGUGGAGAAGAUAGCCGAUCUGGAAGAACAGUUCUCUUCCCAGAAGGAAGCCUACGAAGCUGCAGUAGCUGAGAGGGAUACUCAAUCACAAGCAUUAGGUGGUCUCCAGAGGGCCCUGCAGGAAGUGCAAGAAGCACGGAAACGGGAGCUUCGAGAGAUGGUGGAGACUUACGAAGAGCAGCUUCAAUCUCUGAAGAAGUUGGUUCAGGAGUCAGAUACUCGGGCAGCUGAAGCGGAUGCUUCUAAGGGAGCUUUGCAAACGGAACUUGAUCGUCUAGCACCGUUCGAGAGGGAGGUGAGAGAGAAGAAUCUCUUGAUUGGGAAAUUAAGACAUGAAGCCAUUGUUCUAAACGACCACCUGACCAAGGCCCUGAGAUUUCUCAAGAAGGCCAAGCCAGAAGAUAACGUUGACAGGCAAAUUGUCACGAACCAUUUCCUACACUUCUUAGCUCUCGACCGUUCUGAUCCCAAAAAAUUCCAGGUCCUACAGUUAAUAGCAGCGCUUCUUAACUGGACAGACGAGCAGAAAGAGCAAGCAGGUCUCGCAAGACCAGGUACAUCAAACAAUAGUUUACGAUUACCCACCUCACCAUUUCUCCGUGCUCCAAGCACGCCAACACUGUCAAGUGACUUCUUUACCGAGCCAUCAUCCAACAACAAGGAGACGUUGGCGGAUCUCUGGUCCGGAUUUCUUGAGCGGAGUGCCGAGGAAAGCUCCGUCUCUGGUAGUAGGAGUGGCAGCGUGAGCAGCUCAGCCCCGAGAUCAGAUACUCGAGGCGGUGAAGGGAACUCUAAGGAAUGAAGCCUCGUUUGUGCGUCUAGAUGAUUGAUUAUUUGCAUCCGUGUAUUGUAAGAACAUUGCGAACGGCGUUUUGAGAUAUUAGGGAGCGACUGGCUGCGGCCUCGCAAGCAAAGCAGAUUAAUGACACUUUUUCAACGAUGGGCCGCCCUUCUUGGCCAUCAGGAUUAUCUUAUCCUUCCUUAUUCAAACUAAUAUGUGUCACUGUCGGUGUCUCUCAAAUAUCUGACUUCUAUAGGUAGUGGAGUUUGUAGAUACAGUAAUGUAAACAUGGCAU